GUCUGACAGCACUUAAACGCAGCACAGGUUUUACCCACGCAGACAUUUCAACGAGCCCGAAACAAGACAGAACCGAGGUUUCCUGUGUUUUUUUAUGACCUGUUCGUCUACCAAGAAGCAUUCAUUAAUAGCCCCACAGGUAUGAUAAAAGCCGUUUGUAUCGUUUUGAGGUCUUAAAGGAAUAUCAACGCAUCGUGAAUCGUUUAAUAUUGUCCCGAGACGGCAGUGAUUUGUGUAGAUUAUGUCGACAGCGGAUGUUUAAAGGAACAUCACGAAGCACCGUAGUUUCACAAGUCUGUGUAGCCAACACCAGCAAUGAUAGCACGGUAAAGUCUAAUGAAAAUGUAGUUUAGAGUUCCUGGCAGACGGAUAAGUGGUGAGUGAGGAGAAAGGUCCGCGUUUUCGCCGCCAUGUUUGUUUUGAUCCGCAGAGUGACACCAGUUUGACACUUCAACGUCUUCUUUUGUUUGUUUACGUGAGUCGACUGGACAAAAGCUAAACCCCAGUCAGAAAUAGCAGAUAUCAUGAAGGUGGGUUUCAACUUUCUGUUUUAUAACCCAGACUUUCUGCUUCAACCUAAAGGGACAUUCAGCAAGUCACGUGACUCUUCUUCAGCCUGCGGGCCGUUUUCAUGGAGAACAAUGAGGAAUAUAAACAUUUAUGAUGAUAAAAAGCAAGACAGAAAUACUGGUAGAAAACUGUUAAACUUGUGGUAAUAGAUAAUAUAUAUUUAUACUUUAUAAUACUCUAUUUUAUUGUAUUCUGCACUCUCAUAACACUAUAUGAUUGUAAAAACCACCAAUUUGCACCUUUCUGUAAAUAGCAGCAUUUUAGCCACCUUAUUGCUAUUUCUUCAACCAGCACAAUUUGCACGCCAAUUGCAUGUUCCCAAUGGAAUAUCUAUCUAUCUAUCUAUCUAUCUAUCUUAGUAAUUAGUACAAAAUUACAUGUUUUAGUUGUAGAAAAUCUCAGUGGAACCUAUGAAAUAAUGAAUAUAAACUGCAAUAAGGUGCAUCUGGAGAGAAAAACUUGUAAACUGCAAACUUGUACCUAACAAGUGGUGCAGAUUGUGCUAUUUUCUACGUGACAGCUGCAUGUAGAGCUGUUAAACUUUAUAUAUUUAAACAUGAUAUUGUAUUGAAGUGCAUUUAGGUCUGACACUGUCCAAUAAUGCAGGAAAUCACCUAAACUUUUGGCCAGUUCAAACUAAAAUUGAAUGUUCUCUGUAAUAAAUACCAGCAGAACAAUGAAUUUUCUGAUCUGUGUUCUUUCAGCUGCUGUACCAGCACUGGAAACGGACUUCAGGACCAAACAUAAAAACAUAUGUAUGCGUUUUUUUCUGCAUCACCGGCUGAAUGCAGAUAUUUUCCUGCAGCUACAACUCAACAAAUUCCAAUUCUCAGUGAGGUGGUGUCUUCAGAUCAAGAACAACUACAACUUUCAGCCUUACGAAAUGAUUUGGAGAAGAAAACUUUUGACGCCUGCAACGUUUUUGAUCAUCGUGAUGAAUGUCUUCACUGGUCAAACUCUAACAUGUCAUCCAGCAGAAUAUCAGAUAGGGAAUGAAUGCUGUCCAAUGUGUCCUGCAGGAAGUCGAGUUAAAACUGAUUGUACAGAGUUCAGAUCGACAUCAUGUCUGCCCUGCCUCGAUGGAACCUUCGUGGAUAAACCCACUGGGCAGAAAAAAUGUUUCGACUGCACUAACUGUGAUGCAGAAGGUUUGGGUCUAAAGGUAAAGACAUCAUGUACAACAACAUCAGAUGCAGUUUGUGAACCACUGGAUGGAUUCUACUGUAUUGACCCAAGAGGGAACAACUGUGUAGCAGCACAGAAACACAGAAUUUGUCAUCCAGGACAAUACAUCAACCAAAAAGGAACAGCCUCUACAGACACUGUGUGCUCUGACUGCAGCACUGGAACAUUUUCAGAUGGAACAUUUACAUCUUGUCAGCCACAUUUUCAAUGUGAAUCAGUAAACCUUCAACUGAUAAAAGCAGGAACUGUUUCUACUGAUGCUGAAUGUGGAGAAAAGAGUUCAAAUGUCACAGUAGCUGUGAUCAUCUCUGUUGUACUUUUUUUAUUAAUAUCUGCUGGAUUAGUUUCUUUCUUUUACUUCAGAAGGAAGAAAAUGCCUUUCAGACCAGCAGAAAAAAACAGAAGUUCAGUCGUUCUCAGUCAACCUUCGUUAGAAAAUGGAACAGAAUCAUCAGAGGAGGCAAUUCCUAUGAGAAUAUCAUCAGGUAGGACAGCAGUGUGUUGGUCACUGAAAUGUUCAUGAGGUCAAUGAAGUUUCUACUUUAAAUGAAAGUUUUUCUCGCCUCAGACUAAAACCACCUGCAGGACAACAGGUAGGACUCAGUGUCCUGCAGAGUAAAUGUGCUUCAGAGUCCAGUUUUAAUCCAUCUGGAUGCUGACACAUCAUCUUUGCAGUGGACUGAAGUAAAACAACAGUUUCCUGUUUCCUGCUGGAUCUUUAUCUGACUGUACAGAAAACAAAGUUGCUCUGGAAUAUAACAGAUGGAAGAUAAAUUUAAAGACUCACUGACUCCAUUGAUCUUCUGCUCAUAUAAAGAGCCGGGUUCUGCUCAAGGUUUUUUUCCCUGUUAAAAGGUUGUUUUCCUUGCCACUGUCGCCUUAGGGCUGCUCUGGGGUUCAGGCAUAUGGGUUCUGUAAAGCGUCUCGAGACAAUUUGACUGUAAUUGGCGCUAUAUAGAUAAAAUUUAAUUGAAUAGUUGGAGCAACUUCAGACUGAAACUGGACUUUAAAUGAGGACAAACUGCUGGAACAGAAGAUAAUGUGUCCUUUUCUGCAGCAUGUUGGACUAAUGGCUGCCAUGAGGUGGAAGAUUUUAUAAACCACUUAUCAUUUUCAUAUGAUGCUUUUUUAUAAACUCUUCUCAGUUUCAUGCUGUGAGAUUUUGUCUCUUUCCAGUUGAGUGUACAUUCUGUUUGCUUUUUUCUGUAAAUAUUAUACAGAUUUACAUGAACCAAUCUACUUUUAUACACUUGUUUUUUAUUUGAAUCAUUUUAUGUUUUAUUAGAUUUUUUUGUCAGAUUGAAAGGAAACAUAAAUUUGCUGCUUGGAGCUACAUUUUAAAAACUCAAAUAAGGAUUUCUGUCCUUGGAUUCUUGCAUUUUCAUCCAUGAAUGCCGGUUUGCUUACUUAUGUGAGGAUGAUUUUCUGGAAGCUCUGCAGCUAAAUGCAGUAAUGGAUCAACUGUGGACCAUUAUGAGGACAGUCAUGGAUCAUCUCAGUUUUUUGUAAGAGGAGUUCACAAAUAAGAAACUAACGCAGCAUAGAAGACAACACUUGGAGGAUGGAGGCAGAAAGAUGUCAGGAAACUGGUGUUGUCCUGCAUUUACUGCUCUGCUUCCAACUGAGGAGGAAACCUGCUGAUGCCAGAUUUAGAAAAUCUCUAUUUAUCCAUAGAGGAGAGUAAUUCUGCUGUGAAGCUACAGCUAAUGAUGAUUGGUUCUGGUAAACAUCCUGGAGACGAUGUUUCACUUCCCAAAAAUCAACUGAAAGGAAAGAUCAAGACCAGCCAGACUGGAGUCUCAUGGUUUUGGAAUGAAAAACUUCCUUCAGUCUCAAUCUGCUGAAAAUGAUUCCAGUAAGAAGAAGCACCAAAGCUCCUCCUUUAUGAAAAACACAAAAAAAAGGUUGAAGAAGUUUUCCCCUGCAUAGGGGACCAAGUCUGAACGUCUGGAUUUUCCCACAUUUCAGCACCAACAUCGAUCCAUGAACAUCACAGAAAACACAAAAUACAGUUUGUGUAUCUUUGGCUGUUGGUGGUGAACACAGACAUCCCAAGAUCACACAACUGUCUGGAUAUUUUAGUUUUACUGUUAGAAAAAGGUCUAAUCUGUAUACUGAAGUUGUAAAUGUAUUUUAGUGCUAUUUUUGUGUAACUGGAUGUUUUUACAUACUUAUAUGUAGAACGUGACGUAUUUUAUCAUUAAAUUAGCUACAAAGAUAUGACAGCAGGUAGCCUAGUAUUAGUUAAUAACCUUUUAUCUAAUCAUCCAGAUAGUCACCAUUUCUCAGUGUAAUAUUCAGAGUUUUCUGGUUCAUGCUCACAUUCCUUUGACUUUAUCUGUAGUAAAACUAGAAAACUACAAGUUUGAGAGUGAAUCUUCAACCUGUGUUUCCUUCAGCUGAGUGUCUUAUCUAUCAUUCCACAUCUGUACAUGUCAAAGUGAAAGCAGCCUGUGUAUGAUCCUUAUUUUUAGCUUUAAUUUACAUUUGCAUUUAUUGCCUCAUUUGUGUCCAGCUGCUCUAACGUGAAUUUCUCCUGUAAUAUCUGACGUCCACAGUGAACUUCACAGCUCAGAUCCAGCUUCAAAUAAAAGUAGAAACAUGAGAGACGCUUUAUUUGGUUUGGAGCCUCUGCAGUCAGUGUAGCUUCAACAUUAUUCAGCCCUACUUCAGGCAGACUGUGGGAGGUUUACUUUCCUGUGAUUCUCAGUUCUGCUGCAGUGAACUUUGUGGUUUGGUUUUUACUCUCUGGUAUGUUUUUUCUGCUGUUGUUGCUUUCGUUUUAGCAUCACAGGCUGCUGAAGGCUUGAGAUGGAACUUGAACCUUGUGAGCAACACCUAUGUUAACUAGACCAGAGGAAAUAAAUAGUGAUGAGGGCCCCUCCCUAACAUGUUCUAAUGUUUGGAUCACAUUGCAGGCGGUGGCUGUUUUUACUGAGUCUGGUAGAUCCAGUUCUACUCACUGUGCACCAACGAUUAGAAUAAGAUGCAAAGCUUCUAAAGCUUCUGCAGCAUCAUUGUGGUUACAGCCAGUCAGAGUUUUAAUUUCAUUUCUUGUUUUGCUGCUCUUGUUUAGUUGGUUCAUGUGUUUUUGUAACUGUUUUACUAACUUUGCCUUUUAUAUUGUUAUUGUUGUCCAAGUUUUGUAUUUGUUUACCAACAUCUUUAAUUCCAUUGCUGUGGUACACUUAAAAAAAAAGGCCUAAUAAACAUUUUAAAUAAUA
This is a messenger RNA of Amphiprion ocellaris (clown anemonefish), 4979 nucleotides long. Its product is annotated as tumor necrosis factor receptor superfamily member 14-like. Gene Ontology annotation, cellular component: external side of plasma membrane. Gene Ontology annotation, biological process: positive regulation of cytokine production involved in immune response; positive regulation of peptidyl-tyrosine phosphorylation; defense response to Gram-negative bacterium. The record is from RefSeq and is a predicted model, not a curated record. The transcript is spliced from 9 exons. The coding region runs from base 1217 to 2278 and encodes 353 amino acids. NCBI's taxonomy places the organism in Eukaryota, Metazoa, Chordata, Actinopteri, Pomacentridae. Gene Ontology annotation, molecular function: protein binding.